Molecule: messenger RNA, 3180 nt
Organism: Eimeria maxima
Lineage: Eukaryota; Apicomplexa; Conoidasida; Eucoccidiorida; Eimeriidae
Product: thrombospondin type 1 domain-containing protein, putative
Exons: 6
Coding region: 1-3180 (1059 amino acids)
Source: RefSeq, a predicted model, not a curated record
AUGUCGCUUCUAGACAUGCAGCAGCAGCGGCUGCUGCUACCGCUGCUGCUGCUGCUGCUGCUGGUGCCGCUUAAGGAGACUGCCGCUGUCCCUGCGGGAGGGUCAAUCUCGCCUGCUGCAGGCCGCCGCGGCCCAGCAGCAGGAGCAGCAACAACAGCUCCUGCUGCUGCAGCUCCGUUGCUUGACGUGGACAUUGCCCCUGCUGCUGUGCAAGCAUUGGUGCAGCAAGAGAGCAGCAGCAGCAACAGCAACAGCAGCACGGGGGCCCAGCUCGUGGCCUCUGUAGGCAGCAACAGCGCAACAACACAACAUGCUGUAUACUCUCUUAUGUAUGAGGAGCUAUACCAGAGGCUAAGGCGCCUGGAGCAGCAGCAGCUGCAGCAGCAGCCGCAGCACCUGCUGCAGCACGGUGAUGAUUCUGGUCCCUUUGCUGCCAUUAAGAAGUUGCGCACCGCCAUGGAUCGGCUGUCUUUGCUGCAGCAACAGCAGCAGCAGCAGCAACUGCAGCAGGAUGUUGGUGAUGCCGCUGUAGAGGGGUCGACAACUGACGCAUCGAACACUGCAGCAGAUCAGCAGCAGCAACAGCAGCAGCAACAGCAGCAGCAGCAGCAGCAGCAGCAAGGGGGUCUGGUAUUCUUGCGUCGAUAUUUGUCGGAUAAUGCAGCAAGCGAAGCUCUGAGAGCAGCGCAUGCACGUCUGGCUUCUGCUGCUGCUGCUGCUGAGGGGGAAGCAGCAGAAGGAGAAACAGCAGCAGCAGACACAUCUGAACAGUCGCACCACCACUUCCCUGGAGUACGGGAGGCUCGCGCUGCUGCUGCUGCUGCUGCUAGCAGGAGCGGCCGCAGCAGAAGGAACAGGCCAUGGGGCAGCAGCAGCAGCAAAGUUGCAGGUCUCCCCCCUCUGCAUAGGAGGAGAGAUGUAGAGGUAGUACUAGCACAAGCAGCAUUAAAUGCUUCCUUUGCUAAGGGACACCUAAGGAGACAGUCCCUUUUGCUGCAGGGUGGAGGAGACACUGCUGCUACUGGUUAUGUAUUAGCUGAUUCUUGUAUAGCUAUAGACUUUAGACAAGCUGUCAGACGAGCUGCUGCUGCUGAUGCUGCUGUUGCUGCUGCUGCUACUGCUGCUGCUGCUGCUUCGAAUGACAACGAUAGUGGUGAUGGUGCUGCUGGUACUGCAAAAGCAGCAGCAGCAGCAGCAGAAGGUGGGGAGUCAAGCGCUCGGACUGGAGACACAGCAGAAGCAGCAUCAGGAGCAGCAGAUGCUGCUGGUGCUGCUGCUGCGGCAGCAGCAAAGAAGGUAGAGGGAAGGUAUGAUGCUGAGGAGGUUAGCUGCACCUGUCCCUCUGGUUGGUUGCCUUGCUCAAGAGACGAGGCAUUAACUGUCUCCUAUGGAUGGAGACAGACACUACAGCGAGUAUGCAGAGAAGAGGAGCAGCAGCAACAACAACAACAACAAGAACAGGUGCAGCAGCAACAACAACAGCAACAGCAACAGCAGCAAGAGGAGCAGGACGGGCACCAGGAGCAGGAGCAGCAGCAGGACCAGCUCGUUAUACGGGCAUAUACUAAGGGACUAUACUCCUAUGAUUGUAAAGGAAAUCAAGUGUCUCCUCCUGCUGCUGCAGAAGGAGACACAGCUUGUGCUGCUGCUGCUCUUGUCUUAUGUAGGGAGGAAAAACCCCGGUCGGAGUGGUCAAGUUGUUCUGCUCCGUGUGGGUCUGGGGAGUCUUAUAGAUUCCGUCGUCCUUUAUUAACAAUAGAGGAGGAAGAAGAGAAAAAGGAGGAAGAAAAGGAGACACAAGAAGGAGAAAAGGGGACACAAGAUACGGAAGAAGAAGAGGAAGAAGAGGAGGAAGAAAAAGUGUCCCCUUUUUCUCCUCCUACUAGUUGUCUCCCUUAUCAUCUAGAAGAAAGGAGACACUGCGAGGCAGAUGUCCCCUGUCCCUCUCUUGUGCAUCCUGAGCCUUGUUUCUGGGCAUACGCAGAUUCUCGCGCGCCUCAGAGUGUGUACACAAAGGGUACAUGUCUCUGCACUUUAGAUGGGGAAGAGGGUGAGGAGGAUACAUCUCCUGCUGCUGGCAUUGCCACUUCCGCUGCUGCUGCUGCUGCUGCUGCUUUGGGUACGGAGACAACGGAGACACCUCUUGUUGCAUGCAGUGCAGCAGAAGCAGCAUACAGCUUCUCUCAAUGGAGACACCAAAUGAUGCAGUAUUGCUUCAAUGCCCUCAAGCUAGCAAACAAACCCCCUCAGAUGAUAAGAUACAGCAGCCGCUCAGGAACAACUCGUGUGGGUCUUGGGUCUCUUGGCUAUGUUGAUUGUUCAGGAGGUUGGGGUACUUUCGAGGCUGCCUCUAUGGCGAGCUUCUGCGGCAGGGGACAGCCAAUGCUCUGCAGACGCAGCAGCAGCACGAAGGCUGCUGUCCCUUUUGCUGUUGAUAACUACCAGCCUAUCGAAGUCUCCGCGCUGCAGCAAACAUUUUCUUUUGCAAGUGAACCUGUCCUCGAGGAGACAGAUGGCAUUGGCUAUCUCUGUCUUUGGGGGGUAUUAGGGGGUUCUGUUGCUGCUCUGCUGCUGCUUCUGUUGUAUCUACGCAAGCGGAAGCUAUCUGCCUUCUACAAGGAGAAAGUGUGUCCAGCAGCUGCUGCAGCAGCGGCAUCAGCAGCAGCUGCUGCAGAUGGCGCUGCAUCUGCUGUUACAGCUGCUGCCUACAGUCUCACAAAGAGGAGCACGUGGGAGGCCGCCGUACGAACCGCACGCAACCAAACACGCAAGGCGAUCGCUGCUGCUCCAGGGGUUACUGCUGCUACACCGAGGGCUGCUGCUACUGCACUAAGAACUGCUGCUUCUGGUGCAGCACAAGCUGCCGCUGCUGCGCCAGCGGCUGCUGUUGCUGCUGGGGAGUGGCUAUAUACAGCAGUGGAGAAGCUCGUAGCUCGCUUUUGGUUUGGUCAUGGUAGCGGCAGCAGCAGGAGCAGCAGCCGCAGCACCAAAAUCCCAAGCAGCAAGAGGGCUCUCAUGACCAACGCUGAUCCCACCAGCAGCAACAGCAGCAGCGGCCGCAGCAGCAACAGCAGCAGCAGAAGGGGUAGCACAGACAGUUUGAGCGAUGGCAGCAGCUGGAGUUUGCUGCGGCCUUCAGACCGACGAGUAAAUUCGAAGGCUAUAAAGAAAGCCAAAUAG